Scatophagus argus is the source of this 2987-nucleotide messenger RNA. It is a transcript of the gene cspg5a, whose product is annotated as chondroitin sulfate proteoglycan 5a. Bases 550 to 2142 code for a protein of 530 amino acids. The transcript has 5 exons. Gene Ontology annotation, biological process: nervous system development. NCBI's taxonomy places the organism in Eukaryota, Metazoa, Chordata, Actinopteri, Scatophagidae. The record is from RefSeq and is a predicted model, not a curated record.
GGGAGAAGGAGGGAAGCGUCUUGGGAAAGGGGGAGGAUGAUGAGGAGGAGGAGGGAUGAGGGGGGGCAUCAUCUACAAACCUUUUCCCCUCCCCACAUGAUGAGAAGCGCGCCGCACUCCGCCGUGCGUUUGUUUUCCCUCUCAGCCACAAAGUGCCCACAGUACCGAUCCGUUCCGAGCCAAACCAAGCCAAGCGGAGCCACGGCGUGCGUCUGAGCCCCCACACGCACACUCCCCCACCCCCCGCCUCUACCACCUCCGCCGCCGCCGCCACCACCAACACCACCCUCGCCUCGCCGUCUCCGAUCGCAGCGCUUUGGCAAUGGAGCCGUGAGCGACCUCAGUGUGCUUCAGCGAGCCGAGCGUGUGAGACCGAGCGGCUAUGGAGGAGAAGCGCGGCGAGGCUGGAGUCUAGACUGCACGCAGACCAACAGACCCGCUUGUCCGGAUUACCUUUUUUUGCCACAUUCUGUGAACUCUUCUAACUAUUAGAGCAGGGAUUUUGUUUCUUCUAGUCAGACCAUCUUAGGCUAUCUUUGCACGGCGAGGAUGCAGGGGAAGGAGGCGAGCUUUUGCACGGGAUGCUGGAGACUUACGCUGCUGUCGUGCGUCCUGGCUCUGCACUUGAUCCCGCUGCGUGUCCACGGAAACGUAGUCGGGACCAAUGCCACUGAGCCGGACAGCACGGCCAAUGUUACCUUCCUGCUUAAUGAGGAGGAAGGGCCGGUCAAGGUCAACAAGAUCAGCAUCUCAGCAAGUCCCGAUACUAUCAGCGCUGUGACCCCGAGGGCGGGCCGGAUCCCCCGCGCCGGCGAGGAGGAGGACGAGCAGAGCAGCGGCAUGUUCGGUGAAACGGUGGUUCCUGCAGUGGAGGAAGUGGGCGUGGCAGCCCCGCCCCAGCUUAGCCCUGAUUCAGCUGAGACAGAGCACCUGCUGCCGAGCAACAGACGCGAGCCGGAAGUCAUGGAGGGCGAGGAGGAAGAGGAUGAGGAGGAGCGUCUGCCACACACUGACCCGCCUUGGAUUCACUCCAAGGACACAGCUGUGUUUGACCUGGAUCACCUUUUCACCACCACUGCACCACCUGUGGCCACCACCAAUCCUUCUAACCCUGACGUCCUCCACGUGGACUUCUUUGACCCUUCAUCUCGUGGCCGUAGCCUCGACCUGGUCCCACCUUCUCCUUCAUCACUGGCCCACGAGCUGCAGGGCGGUGACCCGACCUCUUGGGCAAUGCCGGACAACUACGACUACCUCACACCCUAUGAGGAUGGCGUGUCCCCCACUGCCGAUGAGUACACCUACAGCACCACGACUGACGCCUACGAAAGCGACGAAGACCUCCGGAUCUCUGCUGGGUCUCCGGCUCGCUCUAGGCCAAGGGUACCAGGGUCUGGCUCUUUCAUCCCAGGGGCAGCAUUUCCUGGUGUGGGAGCUCCGGUACCAAACAUCCCCGUGGCAGCUCCCCCAGCGGCCUCACCCGUGGACGGGUCAGACGGGAUGGGUGGAUGCCGUGUGGGCUACCAGAUGGUGAACGGAAGUUGCCGCUCGCCCUGCGACAUGCUCCCCAACUACUGCUUCAACGGGGGGCAGUGUUACCUGCUGGAGGGCAUGGGAGUCUUCUGCAGAUGUAACGUGCAGGAUUACAUCUGGCACAAGGGUGCUCGCUGCGAGUCGGUGGUGACUGAGUUCCAGGUGAUGUGUCUGGCCGUGGGCGCUUCGGCUCUGGUCGUCCUGCUGCUCUUCAUGAUCAUCGUGUGCUUCGCCAAGAAGCUCCACGUGCUCAAGACGGAGAAUAAGAAGCUGCGCAAGCGCAGCAGUAAGUACCGGCCAACCUCGGAGCAGCACAAUGAUAAUUUCUCGCUGUCCACCAUCGCUGAGGGCUCCCACCCAAAUGUAAGGAAACUGUGCGACACCCCUCCUAACGUCCCUCAUGCCCGUGCAUUGGCUUACUAUGAUAACAUUAUCUGUCAGGAUGAUCCUAAUUCCCAGAACAAGCUGGAGGACCCGGUGAAGGCCCCGACCAAGGAGGACGACUCCCUCAACAUCCACAACUCUCUGACCCCCAAACACGAGAACCACAAGGUCCUGGGCGAGGAGAACUCCUCGGAGGUAAACUCACUGCAGAACAACAUGAUGUGAAAAUGUAAAAACAAAGCAAAACAACCCCAGCAACCUGACAACACGACACCGAUAACGACAAGGUGCGCCGGCAACGGGAGCCCCCUGAUCCCUCCCUGCUCUCCGUCUGUCCGUCCGCUGCCGAGUGCGCCUAACCGGUCAACCAACCAACCAGCCUGCCAACAUACCAGCAGACCGACCUGCAACCGCCUCCGACACGGCAACACUGCCACCGAGCGGCCCAAGCCGCUGCAAAAAUACGUACACCACCACCACCGUCGCCGCCACCACCGCCCCAGCUGAGAGUAACCCCUCCCACCAUCAGCCUCACCCUGCCGCCGCCUUGCAACCCCCCCUUACAUCCACUCACGCCCCUGUUUCGCAGCCCCGCCCCCCUUGUUACUGUCACUUUACUGUCCCUUAUCUCUCUUACCUACACACACACACACACACACACACACACACACACAUACAAUGAAAAGAUGAAAACAUGAACACACUUAUAUGUAUACACACACGUUCCCCUGCCUGCAUUGGUGUAUUUUGUAAAAAGAAAGAAAUCAUACAGAAGUUUAAAACGUACGUAAAACGUCAUUGUAAAAAAAAAAGAAAAAGUAAGAUUAAGCUAUUGAGAGGUUUUGAUGUUUGUCUGACUAAUCCAGUGAGUAUGUAUAAAUAUUGGGGAAAAAAAUUGCUUGGAUUGAUUUAAAAAGAAGCAACACAAUGUGUCUUGGUUUUCAUUGAUGUGAUUUCUAAUCCUUUGAUGUACUUGUUUUUUUGUUUUAUUUUGUACUUUUUUGGGACUUCGAACAGAGAAUAAACAAACAAGAUUCAGACAGUUGUUGAAAUAAACCUUUUUAACAUGA